GUUGCCCGGCAGCGGCCCCGCUCCGAGCCCCGCGGUGCCGGAGAGGCCCCGGGCCCCGGCCCAGCGAUGGAAGCCGAUGGCGGCUCGCAGGGACCAGCGCUCACCGAAGCCGUGGGACAGCUCCAGGAGGAGCUGCGGAAAGCCAAGGAUGACCACAAGAUGGCCAUAGGUGCCAUCUCUUCCUUGCAAAGACAGAUGGAGAUCCAAGAAUCCAAGCUUCGGAGAAUCAGAUCUGAAAAGGAAAUGCUCCAGAAGCAGCUCAGAGAGCAAGAAGUCCAGCUCCAAGCUGUCUCUAACAAGUUUUGCAGCCCGACAGAAGAACAGAAGCAGGAAGAAACGAUGGUGAUGAUGGAGGAGGAGAACCACAACCUUCAACAGGUUGUUAUGGAACAGGAAUCCCAGCUGGCUGAGCAGAACAAGCUGAUCAGUGAGUUACAGGAGACAAUCAGCCAGCUGCGGGCCGAGGUUGUGACCACUCGCCUCCACCUCCUGGAGCAGAAACAGGCCAAGAAGGAGAUCCAGAGCCAGGCUGAGGCACUGCAGCUCAAGGAACUGCAAACCAGAGUGGCACUGGAACGCAUCAGCACCAAGUUUGAAAGGUAUCGAAGCAAAAUAAUCCAGGCUACGUUCAGCGUGGAGGGCAUCCAGGACCCCCCGGGUGAGCUCACGGACGACCAGGUGCUGGAGGCAAUGCAGAAAAUCUUUAACGAGCGGACGGAGUUCCAGCAGAUGCUGAAGAACAAGGGUAGCAGGGUGUCCCGGGUCAGCAGCGACAGCCACAUGGCCUCACCUACCACAGCAAGGAGAAAGUACUCUUCCAAGAUAGAAAAGCCACCCUGAUGGCUGAGCCAGAACCCAUCACCAGCCUCAGGCUCUGGGUUCUCGGCUCUGAGCUGGUGACUUAACAACAAAUUAAACUCAUUUUACUGACA
This is a messenger RNA of Corvus hawaiiensis (hawaiian crow), 932 nucleotides long. It is a transcript of the gene CCDC27, whose product is annotated as coiled-coil domain containing 27. Lineage: Eukaryota; Metazoa; Chordata; Aves; Passeriformes; Corvidae. The coding region runs from base 67 to 840 and encodes 257 amino acids. The record is from RefSeq and is a predicted model, not a curated record. The transcript has 6 exons.